Molecule: messenger RNA, 1231 nt
Organism: Macrobrachium nipponense
Lineage: Eukaryota; Metazoa; Arthropoda; Malacostraca; Decapoda; Palaemonidae
Product: serine/arginine-rich splicing factor 7-like
Exons: 5
Coding region: 167-856 (229 amino acids)
Molecular function (GO): RNA binding; zinc ion binding
Source: RefSeq, a predicted model, not a curated record
GAAGUUUUACUAUAAAGGUUAUGUCAAAUUUGUCAAUGUUGCUCGAGUCACAACAUCGCUGUGGGUGAAUGCCACCGAGUGACCGAGUCUCGACUCGUGUUGUUUAAUGAAUAUCGAGUGAAACGUUACUGUAAAGUGCUCCUGUGCAGUGUGUGUUUGUGCCAACAUGCCUUCAGCAUUAGACUGCAAAGUCUAUGUUGGAGACUUGGGCUCUGGUGCGUCCAAACAGGAGUUGGAGGAAACCUUUUCAUUUUAUGGUCCUCUUAGAAAUGUGUGGGUUGCCAGAAAUCCACCUGGUUUUGCCUUUGUGGAAUUUGAAGAUGUGAGAGAUGCAGAGGAUGCUGUUAGAGGACUAGAUGGCAGAACAAUAUGUGGUCGCAGGGUGCGUGUAGAACUCUCCACAGGUAAAAGCAGAGGCCGUUUUAGAGGUCCUCCGCCUCGCAGAGGUCGCCCUUUUCAUCCAGAGGACAGAUGUUAUGAAUGUGGUGAAAGAGGGCACUAUGCCAGGGAUUGCUAUAGGUACAGCCGACGACAUUCCAGGUACUCGAGGUCCCGAAGUAGAAGUCGCUCUCCCAGGAGGAGGAGAUCUUACACCCGUUCAAGAUCUCGCUCUCGUGACAGGUCCAGGAGUAGAACUAGGGAUCGUUCAAGAUCAAGAGACAGAAGCCGUUCUAGAGACAGAUCCAGGUCACGCUCACGGUCCAGAGAUCGCAGUCGUUCUAGAGGUGGUUCCAGAUCUCGGUCACAGUCUAGAGAACGUGACCGUUCACGAUCACAUGAUGAUAAAGGAGACCGUAGCAGAUCUCGAUCACCAGCACAGAAUGGCAGCCCCAAGGAAGAGAUGAAUGAUGAAUGAUAUUUUAUGCAAUAUGUUUAGGCGCCCUCUUUUGUACCUUGCAUGUCUUAGGUUAAACCUUAUAUUUUUGUGAUGUAGAUCAAAAUAUUGUCGUGACAGUACUUCACAAUACAAAACAUCAAACUAGAAGUGCCCAUUGGUAAAACAGCAGGUUAUUUAGUACUUCACAACAAAACAUCAAACUAGAAGUGCCCUUUGGUAAAACAGCAAAUUAUUUAGUGGUUAAUUGUGUUAGUUUUAGACAGUCCUCUUACUGUAAAUUUUGAGUGGUUGUACUAUGUGUUAAAAAUUUGUUUCUUUGAUGUGUUUUGUAUUGGUCACAUUCCAGCAGUUUUGAAUGUGUAUGGACUAAAAUAAAAUAUAAAUAUCGCAUAA